UAAUUUCCUUGUCGUUUUUUUUUUUUUUUUGGUGCUUCGAUUUCUCCAUCGAUCACUUGGAGGGAGGUUCUAGGCUUGGCCAGCGUCCUCCGAUGAAGACUUCAUAGAAUGGCGCAACAGAGCGGUGAAGAUGAGAAGAAGAAGAAGAUUUAUACAGAUCCAGAGCUAUUCUGCUGCGUUUUUCAGCCCGUGACCUCUGACGCUGAUGCUCAGUACAUCGGCAUUCGGCGCCUUCUUCUUCACCGGAAGGCUGUGGCCGGCGUUGUCCGCCGUAUAGACUGGAGAAGCAACCAGAAAGGUUAUGUGGCCUACCGUAAUUACAUAUCUAGGCCAAGGGAUUGGGAAAGUUCACAAGCCCCUAGCCUCCAAGCCACUCCUGGAAACAGUGGCCGCUGGAUUCUACCUCCUAGUCCACACUCCCGUUGGUCUGAGGUGGACAGCUUGAGUUCUGUUCGGGAUCUACAAAGUGCCAAUCCACUAUCUAGUCACAGAACAAGUUUUGGCUCAAGUUUAGGUGAUAAUGAUCGUCCACGUCAGAGAGGUGUUGAGCCUGCCUAUUCUUUUGUAGGAAUGCAUUGCGUCUUUGAUCAAAGCAAAGCCUCUGUUACCGUUUUGAAGUUUGGGCACAUGAGAUCUGAUCUUCUUGCUUAUGGGGCAUCAGAUGGUACCUUGACCGUAUGCACUGUCUCUGAGGAACCCUCAAUCCUCAAACAAUUACAUGGUCAUUCCAAAGAUGUUACAGAUUUUGAUUUUUCAUCAAACAAUCAGUAUAUUGCAUCAUCUUCAUUGGAUAAAACUGUAAGAGUAUGGGAGAUAGCUAAAGGAAUUUGCAUACGGGUGAUAUAUGGAGUUUCUUCUCAAUUGUGUAUUCGUUUUCAUCCUGUAAAUAACAACUUUCUUUCAGUUGGCAAUGCAAACAAAGAAAUCAAUGUGUUCAAUUUCAGUACGGGAAGGAUAAUUAAUAAAACAGUAUUUGACAGUGAAGUUACCUCCAUGGACCAUGAUCAUACAGGAAAUCUGAUAUUUUGUGGGGAUGGACAGGGCUGCGUAUACUCAGUAACUAUGAACUCCCACACUGGGGUCUUAUCCCGAUCUCAUCGUCAUCGGAGUGGCACUUGGCACAAAUCGCCCGUCACGACCGUGCAGUAUAGAAGUUUCUCUCUUCUGGCUGGAGGACCAGUGUUGCUUGCAUGUGCUCAGGACGGAAAUCUGUCUUUCUUCAGCGUGGCUUUGGAGGUAAAAGGUUAUUUAACUCUUCGCUGCUCGCUGAAAUUAGCUCCACGUAUCCACAACAUUCAAGCUUCAUUUUGUCCUCUUCUUUCUCUUGAGAAAGGAGAAUUCAUUGUUGCUGGGAGUGAGGACUCAAAUGUCUAUUUCUAUGAUUUAACACGACCGAGGCAUACAUGCGUAAACAAGCUACAGGGUCAUCGCUUUCCUGUCAUUGGUAUUGCCUGGAACUAUGGAGAAAACUUGCUGGCUUCAUCUGAUUUUUAUGGCACAGUUAUCGUAUGGAAGAGGGCAAGGACAGAUCUAGACCAUAAUCAAUAACAACAGUACUUUAAAAUAGCUUAAUAUUUGCGAAAAUAGUUUUGUUAACAUCCCCAUUUUUUCCCGUUUCACCUCAUCUUUUCUAGCCUUCUGUAUUCUUUUGUUUGAGAUUCUUGGGUUUACAGCAUUGUCUUUUGUCUUCUUUCCUCGCUACGGAAAACAGGUGGAAAAUGUUCUAUAGCAAAAUAUGACCGGGGAUGCGUAUCCACACUUGGUGAGCAUGGUUUCAAAACCA
This is a messenger RNA of Neltuma alba, 1783 nucleotides long. Its product is annotated as WD repeat-containing protein 13. The record is from RefSeq and is a predicted model, not a curated record. NCBI's taxonomy places the organism in Eukaryota, Viridiplantae, Streptophyta, Magnoliopsida, Fabales, Fabaceae. Gene Ontology annotation, molecular function: promoter-specific chromatin binding; protein binding. Gene Ontology annotation, cellular component: nucleus. Bases 109 to 1548 code for a protein of 479 amino acids. The transcript has 12 exons.